Messenger RNA from Bemisia tabaci, 5867 nucleotides. RefSeq names its product thiamine transporter 1. Gene Ontology annotation, molecular function: vitamin transmembrane transporter activity. Gene Ontology annotation, biological process: vitamin transport; transmembrane transport. Gene Ontology annotation, cellular component: plasma membrane. Lineage: Eukaryota; Metazoa; Arthropoda; Insecta; Hemiptera; Aleyrodidae. The record is from RefSeq and is a predicted model, not a curated record.
AGCGCAGUUACUCUGUGUGAUAACUGAUAAGAUGAUAACAGAACAGAUUGAAAACACGAGCACGAGGUCUCGGCUGGACGGUCUGAAUCUUUUUUUAAAAUUUGUUUCAAUUUUUUAAAACUCAAAAUUGUGUUUUGACUUAAGGUCCCUGAGUUGAAAGGGAUCAGAUCAUGACGUUUGAUCUAAUUCAAUUAGUUGGACAAAAACAUUUCAUGCAAAAAUCAUUUCCCAGUGUUACCUAGUUGAUACUCCUCAACAAAAACUGGUUCAAAGGCAGAGAGCAUCAUGCAUAACAGUUUCACAACAUUAUGAUGAAAAGAUCAAUCUAAGAAAUUUAAAGAAUAUCAAAUGGAGUCUGCUUACAAGUUAGCGCUAUGGAUCGGAACAUUCGGUUUUCUGAAAGAAUUCCGUCCAGAGGACCCUUAUAUUACUCAGUACCUUGUGGGACCUGUAAUGAAUUUGUCUAAGGAACAGGUCAAUGAAGAAGUAUUCCCAAUUGCAACAUAUGUCUCCACAUCGCAGCUUAUUUUGGUUUUCUUGCUCACUGAUUGGCUUCUUUAUAAGCCAGUUGUUCUUGUCAAUGCCCUCUCGGGUGUCAUUUCUCAAGCUAUUCUUAUUUGGGGCCGUGGGCUGAAAUGGAUGCAGGUCAUGGAAAUCUUCUACGGGACAAUGAUUGCUUGCGAAGUUGCAUAUUACACUUACAUCUAUGCUAAAGUUGAAAAACAGCACUUCCAACUAGUCACUAGCUUUAUGCGCGCAGCAUGCUUGUGUGGCCGCUUUUUGUCAAGUAUCAGUGCGCAAAUAUUUUUACUGACUGGUGUCAUGACAAUCGCAACUUUAAAUCAUCUGACGUUUGGUGGAAUGAUGUGUGCAUUUUUGUGGGCCCUAACAUUGCCUCCUGUGAAGCACAGCCUUUAUUUCCAUAGGCAGAAGUCUGCACCUAAAGAUGUCGCAGUUGACCUCGAACUAGAUAGAAGUGAAGAACCUAGGACUCUAGAAGGUGAUGUAGUUGAAAGUAGUAAGUCAGCGUUUGAGCAUCUGUGGUUUGAUUUCAAAUUUGCCUAUCGGAAUCCGUAUGUUCUAAAGUGGUCCCUGUGGUGGUCUUUAGCAACAUGCGGCUAUAAUCAAGUAACAUCUUACAAUCAACUGCUUUGGGAAGAAGUUCAAAGUGAUGGUGCUUACUUCAACGGAGCUGUCGAAGCUGUCUACACAAUCAUAAGUGCUGGGGCAUCAGUUUCAAUAGGCUACCUAGUCUUGGAUUGGAGUGAGUGGGGUGAGCUUCUCCUUGGCAUUUGCACUCUUCUGGAGGGUUUUUUCCUUAUUGGAUCAUCCUUUGCCACUAGCAUUCUUCCUUGUUAUUUUGCAUAUGUUGCAUUCGGUAUGCUUUAUCACGUGAUGAUGACCAUUUCAAAUUCAGAAGUUGCAAAACAUAUCAGGCCUGACAGCUAUGCUCUCAUUUUUGGUGUGAACCAAUACAUUGCUCUUUGUCUCCAGUCGCUAUUGACGUAUGUCGUUGCAGACAAAUUGGCUCUGAAUUCUCGACCUCAGUUUAUUGUUUACGGCUCUUAUUUCAUCAUCCUUGGCUUCAUAUUUUUCAUCAAAUUUAUCCAUAGCAAAGGUUUCAAAAUCAGGCAUAGGAAAGAUUAUUCGGUUUCGUAACAUCAACCUUGUCUCCUUGAUUUCAAUUUUUGUUUGUUGAUUGUUAAUGUUCGGGUGGAUAAGAGAUAAUAUUUUUGUUACUGUUUGGACAUACAUUUGAUAACAUCAAAUUCUUUAAACUUGUAAGCCUCUCGGUAAAGACAUUCCAUGUGAGAAAUUUUUCCUUUCAUCAUUGAAAUAUUUUAUUUUAUCUAAUUGCUCAAUAAAGCCUCUGCAUCAGAUGGCUCACUUACAUUUUCCAGCACCUAUUUGUUUUUUUUUAAUGGUGAUGGUGAAACAUGAUAAAAAUUAUUCUUGAGAUCCACUUCUACUCCUUGCUCAGCAUUUCUAGUAUUAAUUCUGCUCAAAAAUUCCUAAAAUUUCUCGAUGGAAUGUUUUUACACAAGGAUUUUCCGUUAUCCUGAUCAUGAUAAUAGUUCAAUCUAGUAGCUGUACUUUAUAUGAAAUGCCUUCUGGUACAUGUACAGGAAGGCACAGAGUGAGCCAUUGGUCAACAAAGCUCUUAAUAUUCUCGGAGGUGAAAUUUUCACUUUAGCCGACAGUCAAUUAUGUUCUGUGUUCCCAGAAAUGUGGUUUGUGCAGCUUUAAAAAUGCAUAAGAAAUGCUUGAUCUAAAAAUAUAUAAAAAGGCCUUGCAAAGUGCUUGGUUUCUUGGAAGAUGCUUCAAAGUGAUUGAGAUGUCAUUCUGCUGUUCAUCAAUGGUAGAUAAUCGCUGUUUUAAGAAAGAACAACGCACUUCAUGUUUAAUAGAUAAAGAAAUUGCAAUAAAGUAAGUCAAAAUUCCCAACCUGGACUCAUGACACAGGGGUAAACUGCGUGUUUAGGAAAAAAUUACGAAAGAGGUCGUGAAAAUUGCGUGAUUAUUCAUUGAAAUGCGCUUAAUUUUUCUUUUUUGAGGCUGCAUAAACCAUGAAAAAGGAAUUUCUGAUAGUUGAGGGUAUUGUUAUUGUUUUUCCCAGGUAAAAUCUAACAAAAAUCAACCAUUACUACCUCUAUUUUCUUGUCCUUUUAGGGUCAGGCUUAUCCUUCUAUGCAUUGAAAGUUUGUCAUAGCUCCUUGCCAUUCAGUUUAUUUUGAUGAAAGUGUACUAAAAAAUAUCUUACUUACUGUACUCUGAACCAGUGCUCUGUCUAUAUAUAUAUCAAGCCGCUACCUCAGCGCACUAGAGCGCUCUGCGACUCCAAAUCGCCAUUGGAAUCGAUCCUCCUACAAACCAUCCGGCAUAUUACACCUGCGUGCUCUGUCUUCCCUCUGAAAUUUUAAGAGCUAACUUGGCAGGAAAGUUCAAUUUUUUAGAGCUAUUUAAAAAUUUUUUGGAACCAAAUUAACUUUUUGCAUAUGCAUCAUGGUCGCAAACAGUGCAUCAAGAGCGUUGCUGCUGGUUUGCGAUUAUGAGUUCGAAAAAAUUGACAGAGUGCAUCAACAUUUUUAGGCACCAAGAUGGCCUAGCCCUUUUCUCCCAAUUUUAGGCACCUAAACCAGAUUUCUAAGCGCAUUUGGCGAAUGACGCCAAGGGAAGGCAGAACACGGCUCUGAACUGAUCUUUACUGGUAAACUUAAGACAAUUGAUGCAAAGAAAUGUAACUAUUUGGAAAAAAGCCUUGAAUAGUACAAGAGAGCUAAUAUUUUUCAGACACUGCCAUUUUAUCGAAUCUUAAUCAUGAACGAAAACCAAGCGUGAAUUAAAAUACACUGUGAUUAAGUACUUUAAUGUUUUUAUACAAUUUCCGGUUAAUCUUUUGCAUCAAUGACACUGAUAUUUUGUUCUAACUUUCCUUGCCUCUGCCUCCUUUUUUUUUUGUUCUGAACAACACGUUUUUCUUAUUUUGUGCUAUUUCUGUAUGAAGACUAUUUUUCAAGUCAAUGUCCUCUCUUAUAUUUUAUGGGAUGAUUUUAAAAUUAAAGUUCCCUCAAUAGUUUCAAAUCACAGCCUGAAUUUUGCAAAAGUAUUAAAUUCGCUGCUAGUGAUUUUAAUUUUUAUCGUCACUUAUAUCAAAUUGUGAAUUUAUUAGAGAUUUUCUUGAUUUUAAUUACUACUUUAGGUUAGCAAACUCUCUUGCCAAGUAAUAGGUUUUUUAUUCUUCAUUACCUCAGACUAUGACGACUCCUUGUUGUAAAAGUGGUUUCAUCUUUCUUUAACCGACGAAACUCUAACAGAUCAUCAUCAGCAAAAUAGUACAUAAAUAAAGAUUAGCUUAAUGUUGGGUCUAGAUCUUUUUUUGUCGUUUUGCUGAUAUUUAUGUUUUCAUAUUAGCUGCGGAUGGAUCUUUAUCAAAACUAGUUAGUGGCAAAAGCUUAUUCAAACAGGACGCAAUUUAUUCAUGGAACAGAAGAAUCUAUUUUGGUGCCAUCUUUUUUGUCAUCUUAUUUAAAUUUUAUUCAUAAUUCUCUACAAAUUGCAUAUUCUUGCAGGAUUUUACUUUUUGAAAUUUAGGCAUUACUUGGACAUAAUUUUUUUUCCUCUGUGAAGAAAGCAUGUGUCUUCUUAACCAUUCCAAUCACCGUUCUUAACACAUUUUAGUGGACAGAAAGUUUUAGUACUUUUGCAAUUUUUUCAAUUGGAUACUUUUUUCAUUUCUCAAAAUGGAAAUUACAUUAAUGUUCAAAAUUGUUUAAAACGCAAAAAGCCCAAAUUGUUUGUAAUAAUCGUCGUUUUGAAAAAUCAUUUGUGUAUUUAUGCUUGAAUGAAAAAGCUGAGAACAAUCUCUCUGGUGUGUUGAAUCUUUGUCAUAGUCUAUCAACUAAAAAAAAAAAAAAAAAUAAGUCAAUAAGUUGCUGCCAAACAAGUUGGCGGUGUCUAGAUCUCAACUGUGAUGAAACAAUGGCACUGUUGCCCAUAGUUUUAUAAAAAAAAGCUCAAUAGUGUGUUCUAAGAAAGUGAAUUCAUAAAGUGGUCGGAAAAUUAUCAUGAUGACUUCUUAUGUAUUAUCUCGUAAAAUUUCCUGUUAUCAUUGUUAUCAACAUCUUUCUUCUCCGUCAUUUUUUUAUGAUUUUCUAAUAUUUAUUUAUUCAAAAACAUCACAUCAUCUAUCCAUCAAAUAUUCAUUUUCCCAUGCAGAAUUUCACUUGAUCGACCAAUCAAACUUCUUUUACUUUUUAUGGUAUUAACUUCUAUUUUAUUUUUCUCCUUUGUUCAUUACAACAUUAUUUUUUUUACCCCUGAAGUUUGGAACACCCAGUCCAUGUAUCUUUAACUGUACCUUACCUGUGUGUAACUUUUAAGGCUGAAUUUGCCCAACCCAUUUGUUUCUUAGCUGUCUGCCUCUGUAGGUGUGCAAUUCUGCCUCGCUAAGGAAGAAUGCUGCAUGAGCCUUCAGACGUUGCCAAAUUUCCUACAGCAAAACCCGAAUUUUCCUGGAAACUUAUCAAUAUUUUUCUCCAAAUUUUUCAGAGAACUUUGUUUGCCAUUUGAUCCGAAAAUCUGAAAAUUUGCAAGAAAAUUUCUCUUAACUUAUUUCAAAAAUUGAUGUUUUAUUGGAACAAAAUUUGGCAGGUAUCAAACGUUCAUACAGUGCUUUUUCUUAGCACGGCUUAAUAGCCGAAGUGACCCAUUGAAUACUUAUAUUUUCUUUGUAAGUUUCACAAUGUAAUGAUCAUUGCCCCGAAUUAAGUUUAGAAUUUCUAUCCCUUGCCAUGAUGUCAAUCAGCCGCAAAAGUUUUGUUCAUCUGUAAUUUGUAUGUAAAGAAGGGAUUUGUGAGUGAGGAAAGUUUAGCACUUCCUUCUGUUUUUAUUGUUAAAUUGUUAUGCAUCGUUGAAUAAUCAACUUAAAAUUCACUGCUUUUUGCCAAUGCAGCUAAAUCAAUUGUACGUAAUCAAUAGUUUUAUUGUUGUUAUUAUAUUUUUAACAACAAAUCUUGAGACUCAUUUUAAUUUUUAGGAUCUCUUUAACCUUUUUUUUAGGAUACCUUGAUUGAAUUUUUAUUUUCAAGAUCCCUGGUUUUAAGUCGUUAGUUGAAAAAUAAUCUAAUUUUUUAAAAUGUGCACUAGAUGUAGCCCUGUCCCUGUGUGGGUCACUCGUGCUUGUUACAGAAUCUUCAUGGUUCGUGCAGCCUGGAAAAGUUCUUGAUUUUGAAAUUAUUUUUCAAGGCCUUGAAAGAGGGUGCUUGAAAAGUGCUGGAAAGCUACCUACUGUUCCCUAAUUUUUAAUGUUCAAUAGGGUGGUUCUUAUCUGUAAACUUUCGAUUAAAACGGAAUCAAUCCCCCAAAAA